This is a messenger RNA of Hymenoscyphus albidus, 354 nucleotides long. NCBI's taxonomy places the organism in Eukaryota, Fungi, Ascomycota, Leotiomycetes, Helotiales, Helotiaceae. The record is from the annotation of a GenBank genome assembly.
AUGACGCACUAUCUUCAAACAUACGACGUUGAGCGCUUCCUCGCUCUCCUCUACGAAACAAACCGGGUGUCCAAACUAAAUGCAACGCUGAAACCAGAUACCAAGUACAUUCUGCGGAAUGGAAACUUCGAAUGGUCCCAUGACAAUGAGAGGGUCCGAGUAAAUAUCGAGGUUGAUGCUACUAAUGGGUCAUGGGUUUUCUUAUGGCCAACUGGCCCUGGUAAAGAUGCGAUGUCUCGAGUACAUCGAAAUGGGCUUAGCGUAUCGGGAUCCAAUGUCGACUUGAGCGUCAAGAGUGGAGACGAAGUCAAGAUUGGUGAUGCAACGGUCGUGUUCGAGGUCAAGGGGCGAUAA